Messenger RNA from Trametes versicolor FP-101664 SS1, 1851 nucleotides. RefSeq lists its product as uncharacterized. The transcript is spliced from 6 exons. The coding region runs from base 1 to 1707 and encodes 568 amino acids. The record is from RefSeq and is a predicted model, not a curated record. NCBI's taxonomy places the organism in Eukaryota, Fungi, Basidiomycota, Agaricomycetes, Polyporales, Polyporaceae. Gene Ontology annotation, molecular function: protein binding.
AUGCCAGCUUCCAGACUGUCCCCUCUGCGCACGGUCUGCGAAUACCCUCAAGAGGACUUGCGGCACAGCAUCACCACUAAAGCAUUCCUCGACUUGCCUCGCGAGCUCCUCGUCGAGAUGCUCAAACUGCUCGAUUAUCGCGAGAUCGCGCGUUGCAGACGAAUCUGCAGAACAUUGAACGCCCUCAUCGACGCCAACACCACGCUCCUCUACCGGGUCGAGCUCGGCAUCGAAGGUUUGAUAGACGGCCCUGCGGGCGGUCCCUGCACCUCCGAGCGCCUAAGCCAGCUCCUCGAACGGCGCAAUAGGUGGUUAACGCUCGACUGGUCCCAUGUGCUCCCGCUCACCCCGCAGGAGGUCAUCCCGCAAUCGCCACUACCGUACGAGCUCCAGGGCGGAACGUUCCUGAACAUCCGGAACGUCGCCUGCCAGAUCACUAUCAACCAGACCGUGUUGCCGACGGGUCUUAAUCCGCGCGCGGAGUAUACGCACCAUGUCCUGGACAUGAAGGUCUUGGACAUCACGACUGACCCCACUCAGGACCUUAUUGCGCUGUUGGACGUGUUUGGCCGCGUGCAUGUGUGGUCGUUGUCCACCUACACGGCGCACCCAAAGGCCGCGAGCCCUUUGUUGAGGCCCGAGGGCGUAGCGAACCUGCUGAUCACCUCGGUGUAUAUCGCGCACGACCUGAUUGCGCUCGUGGAAUGGUCGGACUGCGUUCACGUCACCAUAUGGAAUUGGCAGACGGGAAAGGAGAUCCUCGUGGGCAUCGAGAGCACCUUACCGUACCUCGCCACGGGCCUUGCGUUCCUCUCACCCCGCAUCUUUGUCCUCGCAGACGCCUCCCGUGGCGAAUUGGUCGUGUUCUCCCUCGAAGACAUCGACUGUAUCUCCCCGACCUUCGCCCAAACGUUCCGCAUGGUGCGACCGUGCGCGCGCCUGCAGCUCCCGCGUAUCGACCGCGGCUGGCACAUAUCCCACUUCCAACUCGACAGCACGCCGUUGCUCGCCGAUCUCCCCCGCUCGCGGCCCUUCACCGCCGCCCCGGACGCGCAUAUAGUCGUGUUCACGAUGCAGUACGUGACGCACAACCACCGGCAGGUGUCGAGCCGGUACAUGGGCUUUGUGCACAGCGCGCACCUGCGCUCGUACGCCUCGCGCGCAGAGGGCGAGUCGCGGCCCAAGGUCGUCCCGUGGACGCAGUGGGGCCCGAAGAACGCGCGGAUUAUGACGCGCUUCAUUGUUGGGGCAGCUUUUGCACGAUACGUACACGGCCAGAAAGUCGUGUACAGCCGGGCGCACCAGGUGCCCGACCGCCAGCUGAUCUCCGUAUACGACUUCAACGUGCACCCGGCGCGCGUCGCGGCAGCCACACGUUCGCCUACCUCAGGCGGCGUGGAAGUCAUGCAGACGGAGGAGGCGCUGCUCGACGACCCCGCGGGGCCCGCGCGGGCGUUCGUCGAGGUCGUGGACUGGCCGACGGUGAUCAAGCGCGACUCGCAGGAAGCGCUGCAGUGCCACCCGUUCGUGGAGGACGUCGAGAGCGGGCUGCCGUACAUCGAGACGAGCCGGCUGGUGGAGGCGCGGGCGGAGCCGGGCGUGCAUAGGACUGCGUCGUACAUGAUGGAUGACGAGCGGCUGAUCGAGUUGCGGUUGCAUGGGGAUGGCGAGUCGGCUACGGACAGCGUCCAGGUGUAUACUUUGUAAGUGUUUUGACAUGUUUCUCGAGCUGUGGAUGUACGAAUUUUUGUACGUAUGCAUGUUCCUCAUUUAUUCAGGUCAGAGCAGUUGUUAGAUUACUUUCAGGCGCAACUGUACAUCUUUCGCAACAAUCUGAGCGAUCCCAAACGC